AUGUCCCCGCAGCGAGGCGAAGCCCCUCGGGAGCAGCCCCUGGAGCAGCCGCAGCCCGUGGUCCUGAGCACUCACAGUCCCGCCGCUCUCAAAGUGGGCACGCAGCAGAUCAUCCCCAGGAGUUUGGCUUCCGAGAUAAAGGUGGCGAGCAAAGCCAGCAGCCAGACCGUGGAGGCCAGUAAGAGGGUGCUGAAGGCGCGCAGCAUGGUGGAGAGCCUCGGAGUGCCUUUGGUGGCCGACGCUGAGGAGGAGGCCGAGGGCGACCUGGACAGCCCAGGGGCCCUGAGGCGAGGCCUGAGGUCGACAUCUUACCGCAGAGCCGUGGUGAGCGGCGUGGACUUCGACAGCCUCUCCAACUUUAAGAAGAAAAACAGAAUGUCCCAGCCGGUACUUAAAGCGGUAGUUGAAGAUAAAGAGAAAUUUUCGAGCCUGGGGAGGAUAAAGAAGAAAAUGCUGAAAGGACAAGGCACGUUUGAUGGGGAAGAAAAUGCUGUGUUAUAUCAGAACUAUAAAGAAAAAGCUUUGGACAUAGAUUCUGAUGAAGAGUCUGAGCCCCGAGAACAGAAGUUGGAUGAAAAGAUUGUUUUUCAGUUUAAGCCUCUGAGAUCAACAUGGAGUCAGCUGUCUGUUGUAAAGAAGAAUGGGUUAUCAGAAGCCAUCAGCCAGGAAGAAAGAAAAAGACAGGAGGCAAUAUUUGAAGUGAUAUCAUCUGAGCAUUCUUAUUUGCUGAGCUUGGAGAUUCUGAUCCGGAUGUUUAAAAAUUCCAGGGAAUUGAGUCUCACAAUGACCAAAACGGAGAGCCACCACCUCUUCUCUAACAUCACGGAUGUUUAUGAAGCAAGCAAAAAGUUCUUCAAAGAGCUUGAAGCGAGACAUCAGAACAACAUCUUUAUUGAUGAUAUUAGUGAUAUAGUUGAGAAGCAUUCUUCUUCAACAUUUGAUCCGUAUGUAAAAUACUGCACCAACGAGGUCUACCAGCAGCGGACACUGCAGAAGUUACUAGCCACCAAUCCAGCAUUUAAAGAGGUGUUGUCACGGAUCGAGUCCCAUGAAGAUUGCCGGAAUUUACCAAUGAUCUCGUUCCUCAUUCUUCCCAUGCAGAGAGUUACUCGUCUGCCCUUACUGAUGGAUACUAUUUGUCAGAAAACUCCAAAGGAUUCAUCAAAAUAUGAGAACUGCAAGCAAGCUCUGAAAGAAGUGAGCAAGCUAGUGCGUUUGUGCAAUGAAGGCGCUCGGAAAAUGGAGAGGACAGAAAUGAUGUACACCAUUAACUCCCAACUGGAAUUUAAAAUCAAGCCAUUUCCAUUGGUUUCCUCUUCACGAUGGUUAGUGAAAAGGGGUGAACUAACAGCAUACGUAGAAGACACCGGGCUCUUUUCUAAAAGAACUUCUAAACAGCAGGUCUACUUCUUCCUCUUCAAUGAUGUCCUCAUUAUCACCAAAAAGAAGAGUGAAGAGAGUUAUAAUGUCACAGACUAUUCUUUGAGGGACCAGCUGGUGGUACAACAGUGCGACAGCGAAGACCUGACUUCUUCUCCGGUGAAGAAUGCUUCGACGAUGCUGUCCUCGCGGCAGAGCUCUGCCGCUCACAUCUUCCGGCUGGAGGUCCUCAGCAACCACGCGGGGGAGAGGGUGGAGAUGCUCCUGGGAUCAGAGACGCUGAGUGACCGAGCUCGCUGGAUCACAGCGCUUGGAUGGGACAGAGACGGGCAGACAACGGACAGGACGACUUUGACUCAGGUAGAGAUCAUCAGAACUUACACAGCAAAGCAGUCGGAUGAACUCUCUCUUCAAGUUGCUGAUGUUGUUUUGGUUUAUCAAAAAGUAAAUGAUGGUUGGUACGAAGGGGAACGGCUGCGGGAUGGCGAAAGGGGCUGGUUCCCCAUGGAGUGUGCUAAAGAAAUCACCUGUCGUGCCACCAUUGACAAGAACAUGGAGCGGAUGGGACGCUUACUCGGACUCGAAACCAACGUGUAG
Messenger RNA from Merops nubicus (carmine bee-eater), 1977 nucleotides. It is a transcript of the gene ARHGEF26, whose product is annotated as Rho guanine nucleotide exchange factor (GEF) 26. Gene Ontology annotation, biological process: activation of GTPase activity. NCBI's taxonomy places the organism in Eukaryota, Metazoa, Chordata, Aves, Coraciiformes, Meropidae. Gene Ontology annotation, molecular function: guanyl-nucleotide exchange factor activity; protein binding. Bases 1 to 1977 code for a protein of 658 amino acids. The record is from RefSeq and is a predicted model, not a curated record. The transcript is spliced from 14 exons.